Messenger RNA from Rotaria sp. Silwood2, 3141 nucleotides. The record is from the annotation of a GenBank genome assembly. Lineage: Eukaryota; Metazoa; Rotifera; Eurotatoria; Philodinida; Philodinidae.
AUGAUGAAAAAUAGUUUCGUAUUCAUAUUUAUUCUUUUAACUUUAUCAUAUAUAUUUUGUGAUCCUAUUGAAUUAUCAGAAAUAAUAAUUCUUGAACAUACACCAAUUGGUCAUCUAUUAUUAACACUUAAUCCUUUAAGAACACAAGAAAAAUAUUCAUAUCGUUUUGUUAAUAAUAAUUAUCGUGAAAUUCAACAAUAUUUUUCUUUAAAUUCAUCAACUGGUCAAUUACAUAUUGUUAAUGAUAUUGAUCGUGAAAAAAUUUGUUUACAUCGUUAUAAUAAAUGUAAAUUUUUAUUAAAAAUUUUCGAAUUAUAUCAGGAAACACUUUAUCAUAUACCAAUAUUAAUUGAAGAUAUUAAUGAUCAUCGACCUAUAUUUCCGUAUGAAUCAUCAAUAAUUCAAUUACAUAUAUCGGAAAAUUCGCCACCAUAUCAAUCAAAAUUAUUUAUUCAACAAGCAUAUGAUCAAGAUCAAAUAGAUAAUCAAAAGCAAUUAAAAUAUCAAUUAAAAACUGUCGAUAAAAAUUUUCCAUUUCGCCUUGAAACGAACAUUGACAUAUCAAAUCGUUUAGCACUUGUCCUUAUUCAACCACUUGAUCGUGAAAUCAUUGAUUCAUAUAAUUGUACAUUACAUGUAACAGAUACUGCUGAACAUGAUGAACAAUUACAUAUUAUUAUUAUCAUCGACGAUGUCAAUGAUCAAUCACCAAUAUUUGACAGUGAAAUCUAUUCUGUUGAAUUAUCAGAAAAUACUUCAAUCAAUACAACUAUUCUUCGAGUUCACGCUUAUGAUGCUGAUAUUGGUUUAAAUGGAGAAAUAAUUUAUGAUUUUAUAGAUGCUUCAAAACAAUAUUCUAAUACAUUUUCAUUAGAUAAACAAACAGGUCUUAUUCAUCUUCGUUCAUUAGUUGAUUAUGAACAACGUUCAUCAUAUAUAUUUUAUAUUCAAGCACGUGAUUUAGGUAAAGAACCACGUUCAUCUCAAACAUUAGUUAAUAUAACUAUAUUGGAUGAAAAUGAUUGUGCACCAAAAAUAAGUUUUCGUUUUCUACCUGAAAUAAUCUAUACACCAUCAAAAUCUCUUAUUGAAAUCUCUGAAUAUUAUCCAAUUGAUAAAUUUUUUGCACAAAUAAUUGUAACUGAUGAUGAUAGUGAUUAUCGUGGACAAACACGUUUAUGGUUUGAAAUAAAUGAUCUAGAAAAACACAAUGAUCAAUCAUUUUAUUUAUAUCAAAUAGAUAAUUCAACAUAUUUUUUUAAUCGUACAAAAUCCUUUGAUUUUGAAUUACAACAAUCAUAUUCUUUAAUAUUUUAUGCACAAGAUUUUGAUAGAAAAAAUCCAUUAUUAACAAAACAAAUCUUAACAAUAAAUAUUCUUGAUGAAAAUGAUAAUUAUCCAAAAUUUUCUCAUCCAUUUUCUCAUUUAAAAAUAAAUGAAAAUAAUCAAAUAAAUAGUUUCUUAACACAAAUUGAAGCAUAUGAUCCUGAUAGUGGUGAAAAUGGUCGUUUAACAUAUGAAAUAUUAACAAAUGAAACAUCUUUACCAUUUUAUAUUGAUAUAAAUACUGGUAUGCUCUAUUGUUCAAUAUCUUUAGAUCGUGAAAAACGUGAUCGUUAUGAUUUUCAUAUAAUUGCACGUGAUCAUGGUUAUCCAUUAAGUUUAUCAACAAAUAUUCAUAUACGUAUUGAUAUAAAUGAUUUAAAUGAUAAUAAACCAAAAUUUGAAUAUGAUAAAUAUGAAUUUUCAAUUGAAGAAAAUUCCUAUCUAUCAAAAUCAAUCGGUUUUAUACGUGCAUAUGAUUUAGAUUUAAAUACAAAAUUAAUUUAUUUUAUUGAAAAUGAACAAAAAUAUAAAUAUCCUUUUUUUAUAAAUCAAAAUGGACAAUUGUUAAUACGAAAUUUUAUUGAUCGUGAAAUACAAGAUUUAUAUUUAUUAAAUAUAACUGUAUCAGAUAAUUAUUUUAAAACAACUGUUCCUGUUAUAAUAAGAAUUUUAGAUAUAAAUGAUUGUAUACCAAUAUGGAAUAAACCAUCAGAAAAUAAUACAAUAUUAAUUAUAAAUCGAGAUCGUAUUACAAUUGGAACACCUAUUGUUACAAUUGAAGCUAUUGAUCAAGAUGAUAAAACAAAUGGAAAUGGUUUAGUUACUUAUACAAUUGAAGAUAUUGAACCAUCAUAUGAUGAUUUUUUAUUUUUAUCAAAUACAGGUGAAUUAAUAUUAAAUUCUACACCUUCAAUAGGACGUUAUUGUGUAUUAAUUAAAGCUAAAGAUAAUGGAAAAAUAAUACAAUAUUCAUCAUUAAUACAAUUUUAUUUAUUAAUUGGUGAUAAUAAUACAAAUGGAAGUUUAUUUUAUGAUUUAAAUACUAAUGAAAAUUUUUUUAAAUUAAAUUCUUUAUCAACAACAAAACGUGUUUUUUUAUUGUCAACAUUUUUUAUAUCUAUAGCUAUUAUUCUUGCAUUUAUUGUUUGUUUAAUAUUAAUACUUCUAUGUCGAUAUCGAAGACAAAAAUAUUUAUAUUAUAUUAAAUGUAAAGCUGCACAAGCCGUAGCAAAUAAUACAAAUCAUUCACAUGAUCAAACAAUGAUUAUUGUUGAAAAUCGACUAACAGAUAUUGAUGAAAAAAAUUCAAGUUCGAAUUCAUCAAAAUUAAGUUUGGAAAAUCUUCAUCAAAAACGUCUUAUUGAUCAUUCGUCAUCGCCUUCUUAUACAGAUGUUGAUGAAUGGACUGAUGAACAACAACAACAACAACAACAGCAAAGAUCAAUAAUUGAUGAUAAUAAUGAAUGGUCAAUUGAGAAAAUUCUGUAUCCCGAUUGGUUGUAUAAAAGUUCAAUAACACCAGCAGCAACACAAAAGAAUUUAAAUACAUCAACGUUUAUUGAUUUUAAUUCUUAUCGAACAUUUGAAACAAAUGGAAGUACAACAAGUAAUAGUAGUAAUGGAAGACGUACAAUGUCGUCAUCAUUAACAUCUAAUGGACAACCAUCACCGAAACAAGUUCGUUUUGGUUGUCAACAAGAUAUUGAUGAACAAGCACGUUCAUAUCCACAUUUAAGUACAACUAUUAAACAAUUGAGAACAGGUAUAAAAACUACAACUAUUUUACAAAAUGAUGCACAUGAUACAUUUAUUUAA